Molecule: messenger RNA, 5095 nt
Organism: Ochlerotatus camptorhynchus
Lineage: Eukaryota; Metazoa; Arthropoda; Insecta; Diptera; Culicidae
Gene: Neurl4
Product: neuralized E3 ubiquitin protein ligase 4
Exons: 5
Coding region: 70-5064 (1664 amino acids)
Molecular function (GO): ubiquitin protein ligase activity
Source: RefSeq, a predicted model, not a curated record
GUUUGUGCAGCACGCAAGAGUGGAAAGCGAUUAAAUUCGAAUUUUCUGUGAAAAGUCUACAAAACAAAGAUGUCGUUCCAUCGCCGCUGUGGCAAGCGGAUCACGCUAGCCAACAACAACCGGACGGCGAUGCGGAACAUCAGUGAAUUCAACCACGGGUUGGUGCUGAGCGCCGAGCCCCUGCAAGAUGACGUCUUGUUCGAAGUUCGAAUAGACGAGAAGAUCCAUGCCUGGAGUGGAAGCAUCGAGAUUGGUGUGACUACGGUCAAUCCGGAAGCGACGGAACUACCGCCGUGUGCAACAAAGCUGCGUAAUGGGACAUGGGUGAUGUCCGGGAUUUCGGUGCUCAAGGAUGGUCUCUCGCUGAUGGAGUACUAUGGGUCGGAUCUCGACAAGCUAGGUGAGGGAGAUCGAGUGGGGGUGGUGAGGACGGCUCAGGGGGAGUUGAUUUUCUACGUGAACGGAGAAUCCCAGAAUGUUGCUGCGGUGGACAUUCCGAAAAAUGUGUAUGCUUUAGUAAAUUUAUACGGUAAGUGCGUGCAGGUUUCGAUCUGUCCUUCAGAUAGUCUGGAGUAUGGCAAUGAAAGCACGCAGGUUUCCCAAAACAUAGACAUUGCAAUGUCGGUGGAAAUGUCAGUCAGUGCUAAUGCCAAUGGGGGUGGUCCUUCUGGGUGUGGGACUGGGUUGGAUGGGAUGGAUCCAAAUGAUAAGCUACGAUUUCAUACACGGUGUGGAUCACUGGUAAAGUUAAGUGCGAAUUGCCGAACGGCGGAGAGGCGACGUCCGUUGGAUGAGUUCAACAACGGUGUUGUUAUGACUCAUCGACCUCUGAGGGAUAACGAAUUGUUUGAAAUAAGGAUUGAUCGACUGGUGGACAAGUGGUCCGGAUCGAUUGAGGUCGGUGUGACCACGCACUGUCCGUCGGCGUUGCAGUUUCCUGCUACGAUGACAAACCUUCGAAGCGGAACCAUCAUGAUGUCCGGCUGUGGUAUUCUGACUAAUGGAAAAGGUACACGAAGGGAAUACGGAGAGUUUAAUCUGGACGAACUGCGGGAAGGAGAUCGCGUGGGAAUGAUGCGCAAAUCUAACGGGAAUCUGCACUAUUAUAUCAACGGACGCGACCAAGGCGUCGCGGCAACAAGAGUUUCCCAAACUCUGUGGGGCGUUAUUGAUCUGUACGGCAUGACGAUCAAAGUUACGAUCGUUGACCGAGACGAACGUGAACAGCAAAAUUUAGUCACUAGGCGAAACAAUCUCAUGAGUUUACCCGUUACUGAACAAGAACUGAUACCACCAAGUCCUGAAGUAGACUUCGGUCACUCGGAUCGGCUGCUGUUUCAUCCAAUGUGUGGAUCUCAUGCUAGUGUAACGCAUAGUGGCAGGACGGCUCUGCGUCCCAACGCUUCGGAUGAUUUCAACAACGGAGUUGUACUGACUAGACGUCCCCUAAGGCCUAACGAAAUGUUCCAGGUUCGAUUGGAAAGGGUAGUUACCAAGUGGGCCGGGUCGGUCGAGAUGGGUGUAACAACGCACAGCUCAACGGAGCUAGAUUUCCCGUUCACCAUGACAAAUGUUCGUUCUGGGACGUGGAUGAUGACCGGAAACGGCGUAAUGCACAAUGGCAUGACUGUGAUUGAACAGUAUGGACAGAAUCUAGACCGAUUGCAGGUAGGAGAUCGUGUUGGAGUGGUUCGAAAGGACGAUGGUACUCUACACUUUUGGGUUAAUGGCGUCGACCAAGGACCGGCUGCUUCGAAUGUUCCUGAGAAGGUCUACGGUGUCAUUGAUCUGUACGGUCAAGCUGCGCAAGCAAGCAUAGUGGAUACGUCUGAGUGUGGAACUCCGGACACGGGGAAUUCCACCAUCUCCAAUACCACACUGUUCAGCAGCGAACCAAAGCUGAAGUUCCAUUCUGUUCAUGGAAAGAAUGCUCGAAUCUCAAAUGGUGGAUUGACGGCGUGCCGUCCGAAAGCGUUGGCUGAAUUCAAUGAUUCAAUCGUAUUCAGUAAUCGGCCGCUUCGUCAGCGAGAACUUUUCGAAAUUGUUCUCGAAACAGUGGUUGAUCAGUGGAAUGGCAGCAUCGAGAUAGGCGUGACCGGAAUCCGACCGGACGAGCUGAGUCUGCCGAGCACUGCAACCGAUCUCGAGCACGAUACUAUAAUGAUCUCCGGUACUACUCUGAUGCGCAACGGAGCAACGAUUCGGAAUGACCUUCCGUUCGAUUUGGAUACUCUAACGGCUGGAUCGCGUGUUGGAGUCAUGCGCAACGUAGAUAAUAUACAUUUCUUCAUCAACGGCGUAGAUCAAGGUCCGUACUAUGAAUGUAAGGCUCCGAAUCUGUAUGCCGUCAUUGAUUUGUACGGCCAAUGUGCUCAGGUCAGUAUUACAACCCCACAACCGGACAUUCGUGCUCCGUACGCAAUCAGUGAGAAUUCACAAAGUCUGCAAGCGACUUCUGUCAUUCAACCGGCGCUGGAAGCCAAGCAUCGCUGGUCUUGUAUUUCUGGAAAUGUUACACUUAUGCAGAACUGGACCUUGGCUUCUCGUUGCACUAACGCUGCUCUCUCGCAUUGCUUGGUCUUUUCCGAGCGACCGCUCGUCGUGGGAGAAACAUUUGAAAUCAAGAUCACCGAGGUGAAUCCUCUCUACGCGGGAAGUUUGAAAAUUGGCGUGACUGAUCUGAAUCUCUCGGAUGAACAUGUCCGAAAAAACAUUCCAAUCAGCAUGAAAAGAAUCCCUGCCAACGUUUGGUAUGUCAGCGGUAACGAGGUACGCUACAAUUCAACUUUGCUACAGAAAUCUCUCGCCUCGCUAGACUGGCUCAGAGUGGGAGAUCGCAUUGCUAUAGAACUGACCGCUUCACGGACCCUCAAGAUCUUGCUCAAUUCCGAGGACAUGAACAUCAGUUUCCAGAACGUUUCGGAGGAUAUAUUUGCAGUUGUUGAACUGAUGGGAUGUACAAUGGCCGUUCAAGUGAUCUCCUCUCAAGGACCAUCGUCUCCCCUUAGACCUUGUAGUCUUCGGCUACAAGAUUCGCUCGAACUUGGCCUGGAUCCAUUGAACAAACAGGACUCGAUGCUGGAGUCAAUCGACUCAGAUAGUAUAUCGUUCGAAUUUUCCGAAUGUCACGGCAAGAAUAUUCAACUGUUUGAUGACAAAAAAUCCGCUUCACGAGUUCAAUCUUACCAUCAGGGGGUUGUUUGUCUAUCCAAGCCUCUCUGCAAGGGUCACAGCAUCAGUAUUAAAAUCACUCAAAUCAAUCCCAAAUGGAAGGGAACUAUAGCGGUUGGUGCCUUGGGUGUAUGCCCCGGAACCCAUCAGUUCCCAUUUCCAGCAUCGGCUAUCCUGUUCCGGAGACCUUGCUGGAUAGCCACUCACGAUUACAUCAACAUCAACGGCAAUAAGACUCAGUCCAAAUAUGCGGAAAUCUUCGAACAAAUCCAAGUCGGAUCGAUCAUCACGCUGACGUUGACUCACGCAGGAAACUUGAGCAUUGCUUUCGGACAAACUCAGCUGGAUGAUCUGGCCGUAGGAUUGCCUCAUCACAUUUAUCCGGUAUUCGACGUGUAUGGUAAAUGUGAGAAGAUUUCGAUCGUCAAUGGCGAUGCGAAAAGCGGAAGCCCCAUUAACGAAGAAUUGGCAGCUAUGCCAGCUGGAACGAUUGCUGCUGGUAUUUCCGGUACUUCAGCGGCAGAAGUGGAAAAUAUCCCCCAGUGUGAAAAGGCAGAUUUGGAAGUACACGAAAAGGAAACCGAUGUAGCAGCCUGUGCUUCAAAUCCGGGCCCAUCUGCUAUGAGCCGUUCCGUCAUGGAUAGCGUUUCCGAAAACUUACUGAUGAAUAUAUCGAUCAAAAAUCGCACGGCCAACGAAGCGAGGAAUCAAGAUCUUACAAAUUCUUGUUGCCUGCGGGACUCGCUUCAGUUGCAACAUUCCACGAAUCUCAACAUUCAGCGCAGCCAAAGUACCCAUCGGUUCAACGCUCUCCAGGGCAGCUUUGACAGUAACCGAGGAGGCGAAUUGUCCCAAUCCGUCAACUAUGAUGAAGGCUUUGAAGAUUAUCGCUCAAGCGGCACUAGCAAUGGGCAGCCGAAUGGCUCAAAUCCUCCGCCAACGAACCAAGCUACUCAAGAGAACAACACUGAUCCAAACUAUUUGGAAGACGUGGAGGGUAACAUAGAUUUCAGCAUUCAGCUUAACGAGUCCGAAGUGGAGGAAGACAGCAACACGAUUGCAAACAAUCGUGCAAAGCUAGGACUGCCGCUUCAGGCUUCCUGUUCAACGGCCCCAGAACAUCAACCUCCGGCACCGCAAACCUCCACGACUACUAGUACUUCAACGAGCCGCCGUGCUACCAUCGUGGAAUUUGCUGACGAUCAAAUGCGAUCUUCUCGGACAAAUUCGGUAUCCUCUUCGUCCAUGCUGAGCGUUGUCGAGAACAAGGAUUGCGACUACCUUAAACUAGUGAUGGGAUUCAAGCGCACCCUGAUGCUGCCGGAAGUUUUCUUCGCCGGCGAUAGUUUCGGUUGCUUCUGCGAAGGUUGUGCUCCAUCUCUGCAGAGCUCGAUGAUUAAAGGCUGGGUGCGAUUCAAGCUCAAUCAAACGCUGAGCAGCACUUGCGCUGUCAAUACGGCAGACGACACCGUGUGGACUACGGCUUACUACAACGCUCGAGUGGAGAAGAUUCGCUCGGUUUUGGACCAUGGUCAACCGUUGCCAAUCGAAUCGUGUCAAUUUUUACCGGAUGGAUCAACGGUGGGCGACCACUUUGUACCGGGUACGCACAUCCUGCUGCAAUCGUCACCCGAUUCGAGUGAACGUUCGCAGCGGUCAUCAUUCCAUCGGUACAUGGCGAACAGUGUUUGCUACCGGAUUUGCGCUACCUUCGAGGUGCGCGUUCGAUCUCAAUCUUUGUCGACUAUAGAUUUUAGUGAAGCGGCGGCAGGUUCCAGUGAAAUAGGUUCCUCUGCGAUCAAUGGCAGCGGAAAUGGCCCACGCUAUUGGACCACUAAGGAGGCCGAUGCAUGCGUUCUGACGGCUCUGAUGGUGUUGCUAACUCCGGUUUAGAAUUACUGUUGACAGAAAAUUUAUUAAAAGU